Molecule: messenger RNA, 780 nt
Organism: Acytostelium subglobosum LB1
Lineage: Eukaryota; Evosea; Eumycetozoa; Acytosteliales; Acytosteliaceae
Exons: 3
Coding region: 1-780 (259 amino acids)
Molecular function (GO): oxidoreductase activity
Source: RefSeq, a predicted model, not a curated record
AUGGAACUGUUUCAGGUCAAGGGCAAGGUCUGCUUGGUGACAGGAGGUGGUAGUGGAAUUGGAUAUGGAAUGGCUUUGGCAUUGGUCAAGCAUGGCGCAAAGGUGUACAUAUGCUCUCGUGAUAUGAAGAAGCUACAAGCAACUGCUGAUGAGCUCACCAAGCGUGGUCCAGGAUCAUGUUACGCCAUCGAAGCCGAUAUCUCCAAACAAGAGAACUGCAAGAAAGUUGCCGAAGCGAUUGCAGCAAAGGAGACACGCUUGGAUGUGUUGGUGAACAAUAGUGGAUGUGUUUGGGGAGAAGCCUUGGAGACAUUCCCAGACAGUGCUUGGGAUAAGGUGAUUGGAUUGAAUGUAAAGGCAGUCUUUAAUAUGACUGUGGCAUGUCUGUCAUUGUUGCGUGCAAAGGCUACAGUCGACGACCCCAGCCACGUCAUUAACAUUGGAUCAAUCGAUGGUAUCCGUGUUCCUGUACUCGAGACCUACUCAUACUCUGCCAGCAAGGCAGCAGUACACCAAUUGACACGUACACUUGCCAAUCGACUGGCGACAGACUAUAUCCUGGUCAAUGCCGUUGCUUGUGGACCAUUCCACAGCAAGAUGACCAAGUCCACAUUCGAACAAUUCCGUGACACCAUUCUCGACGGUGUUGCUCUCGGUCGCUUCGGAGACAACGAUGAUCUCGAAGGUAUGACCAUCUUCCUCAGCUCCCGUGCGAGCAAGUAUGUGACAGGCGCAAUCAUACCCCUUGAAGGUGGUGUCUUAAUCAAGGCGAAUCUCUAA